AUGUCCGUGGUGGUCAGGGAACCUUACGGAAAUUACAAACUGUAUAUCAAAGGGGCGGAUCAGAAAAUCUUUGAAAGAUUGAAAAGCGCUUCUUCUAAAGAGCUGAAAAGGACUGCAGGUCACCUGCAACAGUUUGCAAUUGGCGGUUACCGAACGCUCUGUUUUGCCAUCAGAAACAUUGACAGUGCGACUUUUGCUAGAUGGUAUAAAGAGUACCUUGCAACUGUCAAUGAAGUAGGCGGAAGGAAAGAAAAGCUUGCCCAACUUGCAGAAGAGAUUGAGAGGGAUCUUACAUUGAUUGGAGUGUCGGCCAUCGAGGAUCGGCUGCAAAAAUCGGUUCCAGAAACUGUAGCAAGGUUAUUAUCAGCUGGAAUUCGCGUUUGGGUUCUUACUGGAGACAAAUUGGAGACUGCUGUCAACAUUGGUAUUGUUUAA
Molecule: messenger RNA, 435 nt
Organism: Cylicocyclus nassatus
Lineage: Eukaryota; Metazoa; Nematoda; Chromadorea; Rhabditida; Strongylidae
Source: the annotation of a GenBank genome assembly